Messenger RNA from Aureobasidium musti, 219 nucleotides. The record is from the annotation of a GenBank genome assembly. Lineage: Eukaryota; Fungi; Ascomycota; Dothideomycetes; Dothideales; Saccotheciaceae.
CUCGGCCGCCUCACCCACUACGCCUUCGACGCCGUCCUCUUCUCUGCCUUCCUCGCCGGCGUGAAGCGAUCCACAGGCCUGACUAUCAACGAAGACAAAAUCACCGACAACGAAACCGCAAAGUCUUGGAUCACGAGGUACCUGGCUAUUGGCGAGAUUGUCAUGGAUCAGAGUGUUGCCGUCAUGAGCUCGAGUGGUUGGUUUGAGCGCAAGCGGUAG